This is a messenger RNA of Heterotrigona itama, 1275 nucleotides long. The record is from the annotation of a GenBank genome assembly. NCBI's taxonomy places the organism in Eukaryota, Metazoa, Arthropoda, Insecta, Hymenoptera, Apidae.
UUUAGAAGUUUGUAGCAUAAUGUGGUUUUAGAGGUUAUAAUCUACUUGUAACUGUGGCAUACAAGUAUGACACAGCAAAGAUAGUACAAUCAAGAAGUGAUCAAUUUUUUAUGAAAAUAAUAAGUUUGAAAUGCAAAGUAAAAUUUUACAUGUAGAACUAUAUUUAACAAAAAAAUCAAAUUGGCUUUGAAAAUCAAAUUGGUCUAUCGAAUGCAUGUUUUCACCUAGAUUUUAAAAAUCUUUUAACUUUUUGAAUUUCUGUAUUUACAAGCAUGAGCAUAAACAUCAUUAUUAUUAUUAAUAUUACUUUACUUAAUGUUAAUUAGUAUUAUCAAUUUAUUUUGUUCUGUAAAUACAAAUUCAAAUAAUUAAAAUACUUUAUUUUUAUCUUUUUAAAUCUUUAAUUUUUAUUAUCUGUUAUCGGCAUUGUUAAAUAAUAAUACUUUCACUUGUUUUUGUUACUAUGAAUAAAGAAGCCAAUGUUAAAUGGUUUAUAAUAAAUAUAAAAAUGUUAAUUACACAUUAAUAUUUCAUUUUUGAUAUAAUAAUUUCAUCGCAGAUAUUUUCUAUCAAAGAUGGAAUUUCCAAACCUAGGAGAGCAUUGUUCAGAAAACAGUUGCAAUCGAUUGGAUUUUUUACCUCUCAAGUGUGAUGCUUGUUCUGCAAUCUUUUGCUCUGAACACAUAUCAUAUAAUAACCAUAGCUGUCCAAGUGCUUAUAAAAAAGACAUUCAAGUUCCAGUAUGUCCUCUUUGUAAUGCUCCAGUGCCUAUAAAACGUGGUGAUCCUCCAGAUAUUGCAGUUGGACAACACAUGGAUAAUGAAUGUCAAUCAGAAUUAAAAAAACCUAGUCAAAAAAUUUUUUCUAACAGAUGCACCUCAAAAGGUUGUAAAAUCAAAGAAAUAGUGCAAGUACGUUGUUCUGAUUGCGGUAAAAAUUUCUGUUUGAAGCAUAGACAUCCGACAGAUCACGCAUGUAUAGGCCAGGAGGAGACGACACGAAAAAAAAGACUUGAUGUUUUAGAAAAUAAUAUAAAAGUAAAUAGAAGAAACGGCGAAAUCUUUAAGAAUUAUCAAGGCAGUAUGAGUGAAGACGAAGCACUUGCAAGAGCACUCCAAGCUUCGAUGCAAGAGACAAGCACUGCUAGACAAACGCUUGAAGCUGUACCUUCUGCUUAUUCUUAAAUUUGAAUAUCGUAUUCCAUCUCAGAAGAAUAUUAUAUCAGAAAAAGAACAUAAAAAUAGUGAUAUUGAAAGACUUUAUUACUCAGCUUUA